Rangifer tarandus platyrhynchus (Svalbard reindeer) is the source of this 201-nucleotide messenger RNA. The record is from the annotation of a GenBank genome assembly. Lineage: Eukaryota; Metazoa; Chordata; Mammalia; Artiodactyla; Cervidae.
AUGAAACGCAGCCCAGUUUACCAAGGCAGGACGGCCGAGCAGCGGCCGCGUCUGCUGGGAGGAAGCGCCGCUUCCCGCUUCCGCAAAGGCACUCUGCGGGCCGACGAUGGCCCUGAUCCUGCGACCAGAUUUGAGGAUGGUGCCAGCUUUGCAGCUCUGCUCUGCACGACACCGGUGGAGAUGAAGGGUGAUGAGGGCUAA